Mangifera indica (mango) is the source of this 1290-nucleotide messenger RNA. RefSeq names its product PRA1 family protein A1-like. The coding region runs from base 198 to 827 and encodes 209 amino acids. The transcript has 8 exons. Lineage: Eukaryota; Viridiplantae; Streptophyta; Magnoliopsida; Sapindales; Anacardiaceae. The record is from RefSeq and is a predicted model, not a curated record. Gene Ontology annotation, cellular component: membrane.
AUUUUAAUUAAAUUUCUUUUGUCCGAAAAUUACAGUUCACAUCACAACUAACCGUUUAUCUGUAAAAACGCUUUCACUGCCCAUAACAAUUCUGAUAUCAAUUUCUUCGUCUCACAGAGUCCACAACUUCGAAUUCGACUAUUUUGCUCCUUCUUUCCUUCACUCUAGGUUUCGAUACAACUGAAAUUAGUAAUCAAAUGGAUUGGGGAAACGUAACUGCAGAAGAUCUGAUCGACGCGCUCCGUGAGGUUGACUGGUCAAAUCCGCCCCGUCCUCUCUCCGAAUUCUUCUCCAGAUUCACCCUCCCCCGAUCAUCUGCCAAAUGGAACAGCCGACUAAAAUGCAAUCUCUACUACUACCGAACAAACUACUUCAUCAUGAUUAUUUUUAUUCUGGGAUUGGGUUUCCUCAGAAGGCCGCUUGCUAUUGUUGCUGCUAUUUUGACAGCGCUUAGCAUUGCAUUUCUGAAUGACAGCUUUGCAGGCACUUUCAGUGAGAAGGUUACAAGAACUGUGAGACAAUUCUCUCCACAUCUAGCUGCCAAGAUGAGGCCUCCUCUUACACCGGUGAUUCGUGGACGUCCAUCAGCUAAAAGGGCAAUUCACAUAUGUGGUCGGCCUCGUUGGGUGAUCGUCUUGAUAUUUUCUUCUGUGAGUUUCAUCCUUUGGUAUGUUUCCUGUGGUCUAUUGACUGUCCUAUGGGCACUUGCUAUUGGACUUCUUGCCACUAUCCUCCAUGCAAGUUUAAGAACACCUAAUUUGAAGGCACGUUUAAAUACAUUUCGGGAGGAAUUCCGUGCAGUUUGGCGCAAUUAUAGCGAACUGUAGUGAUGUGAGCUCUAUAGGAAGCGAGUAUUUGCAUUGGAUUGAAUUUUCCAUUGUGAAGCUUCUACAUCUCCUCUUUUCUGGAUUGAGCUUUAAUUGCUGCUGUUGCUAUAAAAUAAUUAUCGUAGCAGGACUAGAUUUCUCAGCUGAAGCUGCCAAUAUUUGCAGGUCCACCAGAAGGCUGUGAAUUGCCAGGACCCUUUGUUUUUGUAAAGCAGACCUUUUCCGGAUGCUUUUAACUGUACCAAAAAAUUAAAAAAAAAAAAAAUUGUAGAAUUCUCAGGCAGGUUCUUGUUAUUGCCACUGCCAGCAGUCGACAUCUAUGAAGCAGGGAUGUUCUGUACUGAACCAUGCAUGACUUUUCUGACUAUCGUAGCCGUUUUUGAUCUUCAUUUAAACUUAAUAAUUGAAACGUUGGGCUCAUUUCAAGGUUUAAACAAUGAUGAUGUGGGGGCUUUUUCUUUCA